Messenger RNA from Abrus precatorius (Indian licorice), 2676 nucleotides. RefSeq names its product probable disease resistance protein At4g33300. Gene Ontology annotation, molecular function: ADP binding. NCBI's taxonomy places the organism in Eukaryota, Viridiplantae, Streptophyta, Magnoliopsida, Fabales, Fabaceae. The record is from RefSeq and is a predicted model, not a curated record. The transcript is spliced from 5 exons. The coding region runs from base 130 to 2595 and encodes 821 amino acids. Gene Ontology annotation, biological process: defense response to fungus.
ACAGUUGAAGAAAAACUUAUGUGUUUUUUAUACCCUUAAUCAUCGCUGUAUUACUAAAUUUUCCCCGAGAAAUAACAAUGAAAUAGCGCCAGAGAAAAACAAUAGAAGAAGAGUGAGUGGCGGCACAGAAUGGCCUUCAACGACUUCUUCGCCGGCGAGAUAGCGACGGAGCUUCUCAAAAUGCUAAUAAACAUCUCUCGCAAGUCCCUGCUAUGCAGAACAAGCGCCGAUCAACUCAUCACGCACAUCCACGACCUUCUUCCCACCAUCGAAGAAAUCAAAUACUCCGGCGUGGAGCUUCCGGCGCACCGGCAGUCGCAGCUGGACCGUCUCUCGGAGAUUCUCCGUUCCGGCGUGGACCUCUCCCACAAGGUUCUCUCCUCAAGUCGCUGGAACGUUUACAGGAACCUUCAACUGGCGAAGAAGAUGGAGAAGUUAGAGAAGAAGGUGUCGCGGUUCUUGUUGGGCCCGAUGCAGGCCCACAUACUGGCGGACGUGCACCACACGCGCUUUGACAUGGGUGAGAGGUUUGACCGAGUUGAGAACUCGUGUCGAAGGUUGGAACAGUACUUUGGGGCGAUGAAGAUUGGGGUGGGUGGCGGAGGGUGGGUGGAGGAGGCCGUGAGGAGCGUGCAGGAAGAAGCUGAGGGUAGUUUCGGUAAUUUUGGUGUGGGUUUGGAGUACGGAAAGAAUGUGGUUAAGGAGAUGAUUGUUGAGAGACAUGACCUUUGGGUUUUCGGGAUUUUGGGGAUUGGUGGGUCUGGCAAGACCACUCUUGCUAGAGAGCUCUGCAGAGAUCAUCACGUUCGAUGUUAUUUCAGGGAGAGAAUCUUGUUUCUGACAGUGUCGCAGUCUCCGAAUGUGGAGCAGUUGAGGACAAAGAUUUGGGGGUACAUUAUGGGGAACGAAACGUUGAAUGGGAAUUAUGUGGUACCUCAGUGGAUGCCGCAAUUGGAAAGCAGAAACGAAAGUCGAACGCUGAUUGUUUUGGAUGAUGUUUGGUCACUCUCAGUGUUAGAGCAGCUUGUGUGUAGAAUACCUGGUUGCAAGUUCCUUGUUGUUUCCAGAUUCAAGUUCCCAACCAUUUUAACUGCUUCUUAUGAAGUUGAAUUGCUCAGUGAUGAGGAUGCCCUCUCUUUGUUCUGUCACCAUGCUUUUGGACACAAAUCAAUCCCUUUAGGUGCUAAUGAGAAUCUCGUCAAACAGGUUGUGACUGAGUGUGGAAGGCUCCCGUUGGCUCUUAAGGUGAUUGGAGCUUCUUUGCGAGAUCAGACUGAAAUGUUUUGGAUGAGUGUUAAAAACAGGCUAUCUCAAGGCCAAAGUAUUGGUGAAUCCCACGAAAUUAAUCUGAUUGAAAGAAUGGGAAUCAGUAUCAAUUACCUGCCAGAAAAGAUCAAGGAGUGCUUCUUGGACCUGUGUUCAUUUCCUGAGGAUAAAAAAAUUCCUCUUGAUGUUCUCAUCAAUAUGUGGGUUGAAAUCCAUGAUAUUCCUGAAACAGAAGCUUUUGCCAUUGUUGUUGAGCUCUCCAACAAAAAUCUUCUCACCUUAAUGAAAGAGGCACGUGCUGGAGGCAUGUAUAGCAGUUGCUUUGAAAUCUCUGUAACUCAACAUGAUGUACUGAGAGACUUAGCCCUUAAUUUGAGCAACCGCGGGAGCAUCAAUGAACGCCAGCGAUUAGUGAUGCCAAAACGAGAGAAUGGACUCCCUAAAGAGUGGUUGAGGUACAAGCACAGAACAUUUGAGGCUCAGAUUGUUUCAAUUCACACAGGUGACAUGAAAGAAGUGGAUUGGUGUAGUCUAGAAUUUCCUAAGGCGGAAGUGCUUAUAAUUAAUUUCACAUCCACUGAAUACUUCUUACCUCCCUUCAUUGACAGAAUGCCAAAUUUGAGGGCAUUGAUAAUAAUAAACUAUAGUGCAACAUAUGCUUGCCUUCACAAUGUUUCAAUUUUUAAGAAUUUGUCCAAUUUAAGGAGCCUCUGGCUCGAAAAAGUUUUCACCCCCAAGUUAUCAGGCAUUGUUUUGGAAAACUUGGGAAAGUUUUCUAUUGUCCUAUGCAAGAUUAACAACAGCUUGGAAGGGAAAGAAGCAAAUUUGGCCCAAGUAUUCCCCAACCUCUCUGAGCUCACUUUUGAUCACUGUGAUGAUCUAACUCACUUGCCCUCAAGCAUUUGUGGAAUAAAGUCCCUCCAAAACUUGAGUCUCACAAACUGCCACAAUUUGACUCAAUUGCCUGUUGAAUUAGGAAAACUAAGGUCCCUAGAGAUCCUUCGUUUAUAUGCUUGUCCUGAUCUCAAAACACUUCCUCCUAGCAUAUGUGACAUGAUAAGAUUGAAGUACAUUGACAUUUCUCAAUGUGUUAACUUGACAUGCUUCCCUGAAGAGAUUGGUAAACUAGUAAGCUUGGAGAAGAUUGACAUGAGAGAAUGCUCAAUGAUUAGGAAUAUACCAAAGUCUGCAUUGUCAUUGCAAUCUCUACGGCUUGUAAUUUGUGAUGAGGAAGUAUCUGGGAUUUGGAAAGAUGUUGAGAUGGCCAAGCCAAAUUUGCAUAUUCAGGUAUCAGAGCAGUACUUUGAUCUAGAUUGGCUUAGAGAGUGAUUCAUGUGUCCACAUUCUGGGAUGUUUUAUUUCCCAUUUCGUUGUAAAUAAUUGUUUUGAAAUGGAAAAUUAUCUUUCUCC